ACUAUGGAAUGUUUUGCCAAGUUUUUGUCAUGGUCGAUUUCAAUGAAUUAAGUAAUAACUCACAACCUUCUUACAUUCUUCAAACGCAGUAUAUUUGAUAAAAUAGCACUAAAUAGAUAAUUAACCAUGGAGGAAACUGAGAAUCAACCACAGAAAGAGACAAAGUCUAUAAACUUUAGUGUAAAUCCCAGUUUAAUAAGAGCAAUUCCAAAGGAUGAGAGAAAUGAAGAAUUGAAUGACCUGGAACUUGAAGUAUACGAUCAACAGCAAUUUGAAGAGGGAGUUCUGGAACAAAUUGACGAUGCUAUGCAAAGAGUUGAAGAACAACAGAUCCAGGAAGAAAUCCAACAAACUCGGGAUAAACUAGAAGCUGCCGAGCAGGAUAUUGAAGUGGCUAAGAAGAAGCAUGAUAAUAAAUUACUUGAUGAAACAAAAACGUCUUGCAAUAAACUUGGACAAAAACUGAAAUUCUUGAACCAAAAACUUAACGCCGUUAAGGAACCUGAACAGAAGUCAUCUCAAGACAUAUCUUUGCAAAAAGUUCUAGGUAUGGGCGGCAUUAAGGAGACUGACUUUGAAAGAAGAGUACGACUUGGAGAAAUUACCCCUUUUGGUACAUCCGUAUUGGAUUCAACAAAGAUACUAAAAAAGGACAGUCCUGGAUCAUCCAACAGCUUACAUAGCUACUUUCAGGACCAAUUAAAGAAGGCCAGAACUAAAGGAAAACAGACAGUGUCUCCUGCAAAAAAAGCCCUAGAUAAAAGUGUUAAAAACGUUAAAGAGUGGACGGCAUCCAAAAACAGAACUCCUGAAACAAUUUCAGAUAAAAUUAAUAAAAAGUUGAAGAAAGAUGUAAAAAAUUUAAAAAAAUUAAAAAUGAAACGAAAGAGUCAAAUUGCUGGCUCAAAGAUUGAUUACGCAGGCCAUAGUAAACAUAUUAGAAUUAAAAAUAAUACAGGAUACUCUGAUGAAGAAUUUAUUGCUCCAAGUGAUGAGUCCCCAGAUAACGAUGAUGAUGCAUGGAGCUCAUUAAAAAAAAAAAGGAAAAUUAAAAAGGCCCGAUGCCGCUCAGGAGGAAUUUAUAGUAAUCAUUCAAGAGUACCUCCAAAACGUUCUAAAUACCUUAUAAAUGGCGAAUUGAAUUUGGCCAUAGAUGACGGCGAUGAAUACUAUUUUCAGGAAAGACUCAAAGAUUGCGAAGCGAAGGAAACACAAGAACAGAAUGAAUUAAAUGAUGAAACAGAAGAAGAUGACAUAAAAUUCUCUGGCGGAUAUAAAAUCUGCAGAAAGCUAUGGAAUAAAUUAUACGAUUAUCAAAAGACUUGUGUAAAGUGGUUAUGGGAACUUCACGUUCAGCAAACCGGAGGUAUAAUAGCAGACGAGAUGGGUUUAGGAAAAACGAUCCAAAUAAUAUCUUUUCUAGCUGGUCUUGAUUAUACAAAUGCUAAAAAUUCCAAUGGAAUAGCCAGAUUUCAAGGUUUAGGCCCAUCCAUUAUUGUUUGUCCAGCAACUGUUCUACAUCAAUGGGUUAAGGAAGUACAUAUAUGGUGGCCUAAAUUUCGAGUAGCUAUUUUACAUUCAUCUGGAAGCUAUUCUACAACAGAGGCUGCUCUUGUUCGUAAAAUUGUAUCCUGUCAAGGAUUAAUAGUCACUUCUUAUCAAUCUCUCCUAAUCUAUCAAGAAAUCUUACAACAACAUCACUGGCAUUAUAUUGUUCUUGAUGAGGGCCAUAAAAUAAGAAACCCUGAUGCUCAAAUAACAAUCAUAUGCAAACAGUUUAAAACUCCUCAUCGAAUUAUUCUGUCAGGAUCUCCCGUACAAAACAACUUAAAAGAAUUAUGGAGUUUGUUCGAUUUUAUAUUUCCUGGAAAAUUAGGAACACUUCCGGACUUUAUGUCGACCUUUAACGUUCCAAUUGCUCAAGGAGGUUAUUCAACCGCUAAUGAAUUUGAAGUUGAAGCAGCUUAUAGAUGUGCUUGUAUUUUAAGAGAUACUAUUAGUCCUUAUAUGUUAAGAAGAAUGAAAUCAGACGUCAAUCGAUCAAUCAAGCUACCGCAAAAAAAUGAACAAGUACUUUUUUGUAGAUUAUCUCCCUAUCAAAGAGAUAUCUACAAAGAAUAUCUUGAGUCUAAAGAAUGUCAAAUGAUUAUGAAAGGAGAAUUUAUGCCGUUCCCUGGUCUUAUUACCCUUAGAAAAAUUUGCAAUCAUCCUGACAUAUCAACUGGAGGAUUAAAUCCACAAACUCAUCCAAAAGAAGCUGAAGAAAACCCUACCGCUUUAUCUUAUGGAUACUAUAAACGAUCUGGCAAAAUGAUAGUCUUGCAAUCUUUACUAAAGCUUUGGUACAAGCAGGAACAUAGAGUUUUAUUAUUUUCUCAAAGCAGGCAAAUGCUGAACAUUCUGGAGAAAUAUGUUAAAGAUAAAGAAUUUAAGUAUAUGAGAAUGGACGGAACGACUAACAUUGGAUCACGUCAAACACUCAUCUCGAAAUUUAAUAGCGAUCAGUCUAUAUUCAUAUUCCUUCUAACAACAAGAGUUGGUGGACUUGGAGUGAACUUAACGGGGGCAAACAGAGUGAUUAUUUUCGAUCCCGACUGGAAUCCGUCAACGGAUUCUCAGGCACGAGAACGAGCCUGGAGAAUCGGUCAGCAAAAAGAUGUAACAAUAUAUCGGUUAUUAACAACAGGAACAAUUGAAGAGAAAAUAUAUCAUCGCCAAAUUUUUAAACAGUUUCUCACAAAUAGAGUUUUACAAGAUCCAAAGCAAAGAAGAUUCUUCAAAAAGAAUGAUAUGCAUGAAUUAUUUACGCUUACAGAUGAUAUAAAAGGAAUCAGUGAAACGGAGGCAAUCUUUGCUGGCACCGGUAGUAUUUUGAAGGCAAAAAAGAAAAAUCGUUUUGAUGAAAUUCGGAAGGAAAAGAAAUUCAGUGAAGAAGAUUUUAUAGAUAAUGAAGGUAUAAUAAACGAAACUCCUGGUGAAAGUAAUGAGAAAAGCGAUAUACCAGAGGAGAAAUUGAAAGAACUAAGGAAAUUAGCCAAAUACUGGAGUAAGAAAUUAGAGGAAAAAAUGGCAGAAAACACUAAUAGUAAGGAAGAAUCAAAAGACGAACCUGAAUGUAGUAAAGCUGAAUCAAUUAAAUUACAGAAAAAACCAAAAGCUAAAAAGAGAAAAGACGCAAAAAUUGACGGCGAACGAAUUGACUAUCUAGCUAAAAAGCGUGUUUAUAAGCAGCAGUCUUCUACUGAAACUACACAAAAAUCUACUGAUCAAGAUGAUUAUGUUCUUCAGAAAUUACUUAAGCGAUCCGGUGUACACACAGCCAUGCGUCACGAUAAAAUUGUUGGAGCCAGCAAUCCUGACUACAUGCUGGUUGAAAAUGAAGCAAAUAGAGUGGCUCGAGAAGCAGUUAAAGUUUUGAAGCAGUCAAGGGCAAGAUGUAAACUUGCGUCAAUAGGAACUCCUACUUGGACUGGAAAAAGCGGUGCUGCUGGAGCUCCACCUCUUAAGAGAUUCGGUAAAAAAGCAGAAACAGAGAAACUAGUUAAAAGCAAUUCAGAACCAACUUUUAGUGGUGGGAUCGCAGGAAGUAGCAAACUAGACGAUAAUAAACUAAAUGAGCCUAUGUCGUCGAAUUUCCUUCUAUCUCAGAUGAGAGCUCGAAAUCUUAGAAUGCAGGAAAGCGAAGAUGAAUUGGACGAAGAAAACUUGGUCAAAGAAGAGUUAACUUCAGUAUCUAAUGCUGAUAAGGAGCUACUUGAUGAUAUUAGAAUUUUUGUGUCAUUUGGCGCAAGCAUCGAUGGACAAGCUACUACAGACGAAAUAGUUCAACAAUUCAGAGAUCGAAUUAGCAAACAAGACAAUGCGAAAUUUAAGGCUAUGUUAAGGCAAGUCUGCGUUUUUGAAAGGGACCCAAGAAGAAAUGGGAUAUGGAAAUUGAAAGAAGAAUUUGUGGGUUAA
Messenger RNA from Dimorphilus gyrociliatus, 3957 nucleotides. The record is from the annotation of a GenBank genome assembly. NCBI's taxonomy places the organism in Eukaryota, Metazoa, Annelida, Polychaeta, Dinophilidae.